This is a messenger RNA of Oryza brachyantha (malo sina), 3701 nucleotides long. RefSeq names its product protein CTR9 homolog. Lineage: Eukaryota; Viridiplantae; Streptophyta; Magnoliopsida; Poales; Poaceae. Bases 155 to 3358 code for a protein of 1067 amino acids. The record is from RefSeq and is a predicted model, not a curated record. Gene Ontology annotation, cellular component: Cdc73/Paf1 complex. The transcript is spliced from 24 exons. Gene Ontology annotation, molecular function: RNA polymerase II complex binding. Gene Ontology annotation, biological process: regulation of DNA-templated transcription.
CGUCUUUCCUCCCGUUCCCCGUGCCGCUGUGCGCCGGCGCCUCCCGUCGCCCGCCGUCAGGGGACAAGUCGAAGCACCCGGCCGGGUAGGGCUUCUCUCCCCUGCGGCUGCGGCUGCGGCUGCCGUGGUAGGGGGAGAGGGAGGCAGCGGGAAGAUGGCGAGCGUGUACAUCCCGGUGCAGGGGACGGAGGAGGAGGUGCGGGUGGCCCUGGACCAGCUCCCCGCCGACGCCUCUGACAUCCUCGACAUCCUCAAGGCCGAGCAGGCCCCGCUACACCUCUGGCUCAUCAUCGCGAGAGAGUACUUCAAGCAAGGAAAGAUAGAACAGUUCCGACAGAUUCUAGAGGAAGGAUCAGGCCCAGAAAUUGAUGAAUAUUAUGCUGAUGUGAAGUAUGAGAGAAUAGCUAUCCUUAAUGCUUUGGGUGCUUUCCAUACUUUCCUGGGGAAGGUUGAGAGAGCACAUCAGAAGGAAGCCCAUUUCAAAGAAGCAACUCAGUACUACAAUAGGGCAUCAAGGAUAGAUGAAACUGAACCUUCUACAUGGAUUGGAAGAGGUCAACUCUGUGUGGCCAAGCGCGAUUUGCAAAUGGCAUCUGAUUCAUUCAAGAUUGUAUUGGAUGACGAUGGAAGCAAUUUUCCAGCUUUACUUGGUCAGGCCUCUGUUUAUUUCCUGAUGGGUGACAUGGAGCAGCAACACAAGAAAGCUCUGGACUAUUAUAGGAACUCACUGGAUCUCUAUAAGAGAGCCCUGCGGGCCUAUACCAGCUGUCCUGCUGCUGUGAGGCUUGGUAUAGCAUUUUGCCGAUACAAACUUGGUCAGCCAGAUAAAGCUCGACAAGCUUUUCAACGUGUUCUGCAGCUGGACCCUGAAAAUAUUGAUGCUUUAGUAGCACUGGCAAUCAUGGACUUGCAAACAAAUGAAGCUGGUGGAAUUCGCAGAGGAAUGGACCAAAUGAGAAGAGCUUUUGAAAUUUAUCCUUAUUGCACUUUGGCACUCAACCACCUAGCAAACCAUUAUUUCUUUACUGGGCAGCAUUUUGUGGUUGAACAACUGACUGAGACUGCUCUCUCUUCAAGUAAUCAUGGACUGCUGAAAUCACAUGCUUUCUAUAACUUAGCCAGAUCAUACCACAGUAAGGGUGAUAUUGAGACUGCUGGACGGUAUUAUAUGGCUUCUGUCAAUGAAAUCAGUAAGCCACAGGACUUUGUGUUGCCAUUUUUUGGACUUGGUCAGAUACAAUUAAAAUUUGCAGACUACAAAAGUUCAUUAGCUAGCUUUGAAAAAGUGUUGGAGGUGCACCCAGAAAACUGUGAAAGUUUAAAGGCUAUUGGACACAUAUAUGCAAAGUCGGGUGAGAAUGACAAAGCUAUAGAAACCUUCAAGAAGGUUACCCGGAUUGAUCCAAAAGAUCAUCAGGCAUUUAUGGAAUUAGGUGAAUUAUUGGUACAAUCUGAUUGGGCUGCUGCUAUGGAAUACUUGAAAACAGCUCGGAAUCUCCUAAAGAAGGCAGGAGAGAAAAUACCCAUUGAAUUGCUCAAUGGAAUUGGACUGCUUCAUUUUGAGAAGGGAGAACUUGAGAUGGCUGAACAAAGUUUUAAGGAAGCACUAGGAGAUGGCUUUUGCGUUUCAAUUAUAGAUGGCAGUGUAGGUAGCUCUGUGGUUAACUGGAGUGUUCAGUAUAGGGACCAGAGUUUUUUUCACCAACUUGAAGAAGGCAUGCCUCUUGAAUUACCUUGGGAUAAGGUCACUACGUUGUUUAACUAUGCAAGAUUGUUUGAAGAGCUUCACGAUACUGUGAAAGCCAGUCUCUUUUACCGCCUCAUUAUUUUCAAGUACCCAGACUACAUUGAUGCUUAUCUUAGGUUAGCAGCUAUUGCAAAAGAAAAAAACAAUGUUCAACUGAGCAUUGAGCUGAUAGGUGAUGCUCUAAAGAUAGAUGAUAAGUAUCCAAAUGCACUUUCUAUGCUUGGAAGUCUUGAACUCCAAGGUGACGAAACCUGGCUUACUGCAAAGGAGCAUUUCCGUGAAGCUAAAGAUGCUUCCGAGGGAAAAGACACAUACUCUAUGCUUCAACUGGGGAACUGGAAUUACUUUGCUGCUAACCGCCCUGAGAAAAAGGCCCCAAAAUUUGAGGCCACUCAUAGGGAGAAAGCCAAGGAACUGUAUUCAAAUGUACUAAAGCAGCACCGUGGUAAUAUGUUUGCUGCAAAUGGUAUUGGUAUCUUAUAUGCUGAGAAAGCCCAAUGGGAUAUUGCCAAGGAGCUAUUUACACAGGUACAUGAAGCUGCAUCAGGAAGUAUAUUUGUUCAGAUGCCUGAUGUUUGGAUAAAUUUGGCUCACAUAUAUUUUGCUCAAGGUUUAUUUCAACAAGCUGUGAAAAUGUACCAAAAUUGCCUGCGGAAGUUCUUCUACAACACUGAUGCGACUAUACUUUUGUAUCUUGCCCGGACACACUAUGAAGCUGAACAAUGGCAAGAUUGCAGGAAAACUUUACUGAGAGCUAUUCAUUUGGCUCCAUCAAAUUAUUUAUUGCGGUUCAAUGUAGGUGUUUCGAUGCAGAAAUUCUCCGCUUCUACUCUACAGAAGACAAAAAGAACAGUUGAUGAAGUUCGUGCAACAGUCUCUGAGCUUCAGAAUGCUAUUAGAGUAUUCAGUCUAUUGUCUGUGGCAUCUACAUACCAUUCCCAUGGUUUUGAUGAGAGAAAAAUAGAAACUCAUAUUGAGUACUGCAAACAUUUGCUUGAUGCUGCUAAGGUUCAUCGCGAUGCUGCUGAGCAGGCUGAGCAGCAAAAUAAGCAAAAAAUGGAAGUUGCCCGACAAAUUGCUUUGGCUGAUGAAGCUCGCCGCAAGGCUGAAGAACAGAGGAAAGCCCAGUUAGAAAGAAGGAAGCAAGAGGACGAGCUAAAGCAAGUAAUGCAACAGGAGCAACACUUCGAGCGUGUCAAGGAGCAAUGGAAAACCUCAAGCAAUAACCCUGGCAAGAGAAAAGAUAGGUCUAAGCAUGAAGAUGAAGAGGGGGGAAGUGAAAAGAGGAGGAGGAAGGGUGGCAGGAAAAGGAAGGAUCAGAAGACAAAGGCACACUAUGGGGAAGAGGAAGAAGAUGAAUACAGAGAUGAACCGGAAGCAGAAGAUGAUUACCCAAAUACAGCAAGGGGUAAUGAUGGUGACGAUUCAGAGAAAGCCCCAGGUCACCUUCUUGCUGCUGCAGGUCUUGAAGAUUCUGAUGCUGAAGAUGACAUGGGACAUCCUCAAUCUGCUAUAGAGCGGAAGAGACGAGCAUGGUCAGAAUCUGAGGAUGAUGAGCCAGUGCAGAGGCCAGUGCAGCCUAGCGCAGGUGAGAACGAUUUGAGUGACUGAAGUUGAUGGUGAUGCCUUUUGCGGUGAAGAUGAUGGCCAAAUGUGAGAUUACUGGCUCCUAGGAUGCAGAAGCAACUAUAGUGUAUGCUCAUAUGUUGGAUUUUCUCGACGCUGAAUUGGAGCGUAGCUAGAUGGCUGAACACUAGUGCUAAAUUAUCUGGGAGCAGAGCAGGCAUUCUGUAUUCAACAACUAAUUUCGAGUCAUUCUAGACGGAAACAUGGCAUGGAUUGGGCGGGGAACUAACAUAGGCAAUUUCUUAUUUAUGUCUGGUUUAUGCUUUCCACAUCAUCUUUUUGCUUGUAUUUAUGGUUAUAAGCCAAAAUUUGAAUUGUUAACCUUAAA